Messenger RNA from Geodia barretti, 3189 nucleotides. NCBI's taxonomy places the organism in Eukaryota, Metazoa, Porifera, Demospongiae, Tetractinellida, Geodiidae. The record is from the annotation of a GenBank genome assembly.
CUGUGUCUCCAGUCACAGGUAGGGUUGGCGUCCACCACUUAGCACUGGGUGGUGAGGUGAAACUCGGCUAUACUGGCCUGGACAGGCUACAGAGAGGGUGGGCACUCUUGAUAACUACCCAGUGUACCUCUAGUAAUCAAAGCAAGUUUACUACUCUAUCAUUGGCUGGUAUGGCACCCAACGACAUCCUAAAACACAGAGUCAAGUUGGAUCUUGAAACUGGAAUGCCAGCUAUCUUUUCUGUCGCUGUCGCUGUUUGUUAUAGCCCAACUCACCUCCAAUCGAUACUAACCCAACUUAGUCUUUAUACACCCCAGAAAAUCAAUCCCUUGCCGUCUGUUAGAGGCAAGCGGAGUUGCGUUCCCACUGGCUUAUGCUGUCUUUGAUGCUCUUGACUUUAUCCAACCAUGUUCACCUAAACUCAUACACCGCACGUUUGCUUCAAAUGUACCCACCACUCCUCAACAGGGCCAUUCCUUUGAAAUGGUCUCCGAAACCCAAAUCAAAGAACAGAGGUGUCCUCAGACUCUGUCUUGCCUGUUCACAGCUGCAGAGGCGUUUUUGAUGCGCUUCUUCCACAUAGCAUCACUCAAUCUCUUUCCACUUCCAACAAUGGACCGUUUCAAAUACAGGCAUGCAGCUAUGACGGCUCAAUUGUUUCAUUCGAGAUCAAUAGCAGCGGAUGAAAGCUGUCUGUUGAAAAUGACGAACACGGGAUCUGUUAGAAGUAUGGUAGAAAUCAUGAGUUUGAUUUGCUGCAGAUGCCAGGGUAGAGAAGUUUCCCUGUUUUCCAGCUGAAGUAGCAACUUCCUUACAGGUGAAAUCCAGGGAAAUGGCAGCAAUUGCAGGAAAACUAUCAGAUUUAUUACUGUCAUCUCCAGCUCCUGCAAGAAUUCAUGAUCUUAUGUUAGAAAUCUUUGCAGUCUUUUGCUGUAUUUGUCGUCUCCGCUAGCAAUUUUUAUCAUCACUAAGCGUUCGCGGACGAGCGCGCGGUUUCCGCUACCGGAAGCGUAUAUACCGUCCGUCUCACACUUGUACACAAGACGUCUGGGCGACGUCGUCCGUGCGUAUCUGCUGGUGCAAACAAGCUUGGGACCACCGAAAAAUGUCCGAUCAGUUGGGUAUUGAUGACUUUGCCCAAGUCCAAGAGGCUCUGUGGGAGGCCAGAUCAAAAUGGCACAACAUUGGGACCCGACUCAAACUGGGGGUCUUUGAUCUCGAUUGCAUCAAUUCUGAGCCAGGGUUUGGUCUGGAUGACAAGUUCAACCUCAUGAUCAAGACCAGGUUGAAGAGGAUGGAGCCAUGCACCUGGAGAGAUCUCUAUCAUGCUCUUAAUCAUCCUACUGUUGAUAUGCCCAGUGUUGGCAACAAACUCACAGCAAAGUUACCAAUUGUUGUGGCACUACCUGCAGAGCAAGGGGCAGCAGGUGUGGCUAAAACCUCAUCUAUUAGUGGAGGAGUCCAAGAUAAAGAAAUCACCGAGACGAGAGAAAAGAUUGAUCAGUUGCAGAAAGAAUACAUCGAUAUCUCUGUUUGUGCUGCUGAAGAAUUUAGCAAUAGUGUUGCAGUUAAAAAGUUGCGCUACUCCCUCCUCUGUCUUCCAUCUAAUCUCAAAAAGGAGCAUAGAAAGUUUGUUACUAAAGUGAAAGCCGAAAUAAAACAAGCUGAAUCAGCUGAGGAUAUAAUUGAUGUUAUUGGCGAACAUUAUGACUAUCUCCACUACACUCUGUUGAAGUAUGUCGUUGAUCUCUAUGGAAGUCAGGACUUGAAAAGUAAAAUGGCAAACUAUGCCGAGAAGACGAACGGAUUUCGGAAGGAAACAAGGCUUGAGAUAUUUUCAGAGGUUUGCGCUGAUGAGCCAGAAGAUAUCAACGGAAGGUUCACCACGAUGGUUAGCAAGCACCAAAUGGACUGGAGGACAGCUACACUGGAAGAUGUGGAGAAGUUUCGCAUUCAAGUCUGCCGGGAGCUGUCCUUGUAUGACUUCUCCCUCAACCUCGUGAAAGUGGCUCGAGGGUGUGUGGAGGUGACAUGGCGGGUUCCUCGUUCUCUGGUGGCCUACAUCCAGAACUCUGUCAAGCCCAGCAGUCAGAGCAUGAUGGAGCAUCACGUCGCCACUCUCACCAUUGAGGGUUUCAUUGUCUACGACUCCUCUUUCGCCAUGCAGAAUGAGCACAAAGUGAUUCGCCUUCAAUUUCAAGCUAUAGAUGCCAACAUCAGCUACCUGUUGGAGGAGAUGUCACCAGAAGCAAUAGUGCCACACAUGCUACAGCGAAGGCUCCUUACUCGAGAUGAUGCAGCAAAAGUAUUUGAAGAGAAGAGUCAAUUGAGAAAAGUGUUGGCUGUUAUUGACAAAAUGCGAAAAAGAGCUGUUGGGGGUCUUUUGACAUUCUGUGCAGCGCUGAUUGGUGCAGAGCAGCCACAUGUUGCACAGAAGAUUCUCAGCAAGUUCCAGAGUCUCCUGAAGGGCGAGGCAGUCUCCCACCAACAAGAGGAAGAUGAAGUCAUGAUCUCUGGAGAGUCAAGUACCCAGCCCUCUCCUCCUCCUCCAGAUAGCCGCCUCGUCACUGCUCAAUUGGAGGGUUCGACCCUCACAAGAGUACAGUACAACACCAUACACAGCCUCACCAGCUCCCUACUCUGUAUCCCCACUGGUGAUAUGGUGUAUGAUGGUCACACCCUAAAUCCACUCACUCUUCACUGGCACAUCGAAAGUGUUGGUCCUGUGUUUACGUCUUCCUUUGCUUGUGCUGAAAUGGCUCUUAUGGGUAUUCAAAAGAUCAAAGCAGCUACAAGUUUGAGAUUAGAAUUCCUCGUCUAAGUGAAGUCAGUCUUUUUAAUGCUGCUUAUGAUGGAGACGUUGAGGGUCUAAAUGAUGCUCUCAGAAUAGGAGUUCCAGUGGAUUUUAUGUACCCAGAAGGGUGGACUUCGUUAGUAUGGGCGUCUGAUAAUGGACAUGUGGAGGUGGUGGAGAGGUUAUUACAACAUGGAGCCACAGUAGACAUGCAAGAUAAGAAUGGGUGGAGUUCACUGAUGGUUGCAUCUCAGGAGGGACAUGUGGAGGUGGUGGACAAGUUAUUACAACAUGAAGCCAGAGUAGAUUUGCUAAUGGAGGUGCGUACGUGUGUGGUCAGUGGCAAUAGCACAUCUAUGUUGGCAAGCACAUAAUAUACAAGUAGUUCAGACAGG